Messenger RNA from Aethina tumida (small hive beetle), 1303 nucleotides. RefSeq lists its product as uncharacterized. NCBI's taxonomy places the organism in Eukaryota, Metazoa, Arthropoda, Insecta, Coleoptera, Nitidulidae. The transcript is spliced from 8 exons. The record is from RefSeq and is a predicted model, not a curated record. Gene Ontology annotation, molecular function: calcium ion binding. The coding region runs from base 1 to 1224 and encodes 407 amino acids.
AUGAGGUAUGACCUAUUUUCAAAGGGGUAUACACCACCUCCAAGCAGUAUACCAGAACCUGGAGGAGCGAAAUCUUCGAAAAACUUCCGACCCAUGAAGGAACCUUCGUUGAUAGCUUUAGUCAUUUUGGGGGUCUGUAGUUGCCCCUUCGUAUGGUCCGAUCACAAAUCAAAUACUACAGUUAUAGAAACUGCGACUGAUCCUGAAUUGGACACAACCACACUUCUAUUCUCUUCGAAUGAAACUAAUGUUAGUACAAAUGAUAUAAAAGAUUCUAUUAGACAAAUUGCUUACUAUCUAAGAGCUCACAAAUUCAACGAGUAUGAUAGAAGAUAUGAAACUAACGAGUCCAUGGCCCCCAGAUAUUAUUACAAGUCAUUCCCAAGACCCCCUUUACGAGCUUUGCACUGGGAAGUACAUCAAAUAUGUGAGAAGUCUUUUGAGGACUGUAUUAUAUAUUUAAAAAAUAAAAUUGCUCAAACUGCUGCCCAAAGAAAUGAUGAUACCGUAUAUAUAAUGAUUGAACAAAAUUGGACCAUGCAAAGUAAUGAAAACCAAAUAAAUGAUAUAGACUCUCAAUGUAGGAAAUAUAAAAAGAAAGACAGUAUUCGAGCAGACCCUUUUAACGGUCCUUUGGAACGUUAUCAGUGGAGAGUUACUGCGAGCUAUUACAUGUGCUGGUUCACGAUGAAAGAAACGAAGAUACUGGAACAUCUUUCAGAGACUUGCGAUAAUUUCGCUGACUGUUUAGAUCCUCGUCAUGGUCCUUUUAACGAGGACAUACGGGCUGAUGACAAUCAACCUUACGCUUGUGCUCUUUAUAGUUUUUGUCCAGAUCCUUGCUGCCCCUUAAAACAUUUGAAAGGCUUAGAUGAGUGUUGGAAUUCUGAUGAAAAUCCGUGUUUUGAUGGAAAUGAUGUAGGAAGACGAGACUGUUUACUACAACGUUCUCAGAACAUUGAUUUUAGGGACACUAUUUUAAACAGAUGGAAUGUGACAUGUAAGUGCCAAAAUAAAGGCUAUGAAUGGAAUUCGAUGUUCGGAAUGUGUAUUGAUAUCGAUGAGUGCGCCAUAGGGAUGGACGACUGCGAAUCGAAAAUGGAAUCUUGUGUUAAUUUACCUGGAAGCUUCAGGUGUGUGUGUCAGUGGGGCCACAAAUGGAAUGAUCAGUUGCAGCGAUGUGAAUCUAAUCCAGCUCUUUCCACAAUUAAGCUUUUAAAUUAAAGCGCACAAUAAAACAUAUUUUUGGAAGAAACGAAGAAGGAAAAUUGAAUACAACCAAUUACGUGAUUUUUGCUUUGAU